AUGAGGCUGACAGGGACGAUUCAACGGCUGGUCUGGAGCUUCAGGUCCAGGUCGAUCGGAGCCACGCAUCGCCCCCCAGAGCGGUGGGGGUUCUGCCAUCCCCACCGCCCGAUCGAUAAACUGAUAAACUCCGACUUGAUUUCAACGUUCAUUGAUUUCAUUGCCCGUGUGUCCGCGUUUGUUGUACAUUAGCGC
This is a messenger RNA of Penicillium salamii, 195 nucleotides long. NCBI's taxonomy places the organism in Eukaryota, Fungi, Ascomycota, Eurotiomycetes, Eurotiales, Aspergillaceae. The record is from the annotation of a GenBank genome assembly.